This is a messenger RNA of Mytilinidion resinicola, 1587 nucleotides long. RefSeq names its product major facilitator superfamily MFS-1. The transcript has 2 exons. Gene Ontology annotation, molecular function: transmembrane transporter activity. Bases 1 to 1587 code for a protein of 528 amino acids. Gene Ontology annotation, biological process: transmembrane transport. Gene Ontology annotation, cellular component: membrane. NCBI's taxonomy places the organism in Eukaryota, Fungi, Ascomycota, Dothideomycetes, Mytilinidiales, Mytilinidiaceae. The record is from RefSeq and is a predicted model, not a curated record.
AUGUCCCUACCCGCCGCGAAAUACUCUUCUAUACCGCCAGACAGUCCCACACUUCCACCCGAAAGCGUCGCGGAAUCACCACCACCACCUCCCCCCGAAACUUAUAACCAUGAGAUAUUCUUCUCUCGGCUCCACGAAUAUGCAUUUAUUUUCAAUGUAUGCCUUGCGCAGCUUUUCUCCCUCUCGUCCCUCGCCAUGACCGUAGCUCCUCUUCCAAUAGUCGCAGACUACUUCGAUAAUCAUGAUCCUGGGCAACUAAGUUGGUUCACUGCAGCAUAUAGCUUGACGGUGGGGACUUUCAUCCUUCCAGCUGGGCGGCUUGGAGAUAUGUACGGCCAUAAACGCAUUUUCAUCUUUGGAUGGCUGUGGUUCUCGUUUUGGUCUAUCAUAUGUGGAUUCAGCAAGAGCACUAUCAUGUUGAGCGCUUUUCGAGCCAUGCAGGGAAUUGGUCCAGCACUGCUAGUACCUAACGCAAUGGCACUGGUCGGAAGAACUUUCCCUAUGGGAAUGAAGAGGAAUCUCGUAUUUUCUCUGUUCGGCGCAUGCGGUCCAACUGGAUGGGUCACCGGAGCGUUCUUCUCGUCGCUUUGUGCACAACUAGGUGGUAAUAAAUUGAAACCUUCCGGCUGGGCAUGGUCCUUUUGGUUUCUAGCCAUAGCGACCUUUUUGGUCAGCAUCCUAUCGUACCUCGUAAUACCAGCUCCAACCACCCCACCCCCGACUAUGACACCGACCACGGAUAAAAAUCUCUUGCGCUUGUCCCAGCCAAUGAGACCUCAGUCAGGAGCUCAGUUCGACUACUUGGGAUGUUUCAGUGGAGUUUCCGGUCUGAUCCUGAUCAAUUUUGCCGUGAAUCAAGCGCCGCUGGUAGGCUGGAAGGUCCCGUACAUCUACUACCUACUCGUUCUGGGUGUUGUCGUGUUCGGAUUCUUCAUCUACGUGGAGCUAAAGAUAGCGAGUCAUCCCCUCGUGCCACUUCGUGGUCUUUCCAAAGAAGCCGGCUUCGUGCUUGGCUGCAUCGCCGCUGGAUGGGGAAGCCAUGGCAUCUGGAUCUAUUACUACUAUCUGUUCCUGGAGGACCUGCGCGGAUGUACGGCGCUUUCUGCAGUCGCACAGACGCUUCCCGUGGCGGUGACGGGUACGAUGGCUGCGCUCAGUACCGGGUUCCUGUUGAAGAGGUUCCAAGUAGGCUACGUGAUGAUGGCAGCCAUGAUGUGCUUCCUGCUUGGCGCCAUUCUUCUCGCUACUGCACCUGUUGACCAGAGCUACUGGACUCAAACCUUCCUAUCAGUUUUAGUCAUGCCCGGCGGGAUGAACCUGAGCUUUCCGGCUGGAACUAUCAUUCUCAGUAAUGCUAUGCCGCGUGAGCACCAGGGGAUAGCAGCAAGCUUGAUUAGUACAAUGGUCAACUACUCUAUCUCGACAGGAUUGGGCAUUGCCGGAACGAUCGCGGUGAAUACGAACGAUCAUGGACGUGAUCCGCUUGGAGGGUUUAGAGGAGCGUGGUACUUCGGUAUCGGCCUCAGCGCACUCGGUGUUUUCAUAGCCGGGUGGUUCGUUUAUCAUUCUAGAGUACCCAAGUCAUAA